Molecule: messenger RNA, 771 nt
Organism: Lathyrus sativus (Indian pea)
Lineage: Eukaryota; Viridiplantae; Streptophyta; Magnoliopsida; Fabales; Fabaceae
Source: the annotation of a GenBank genome assembly
AUGAAGUUGCUUAGUACUUACGCUGAUACCUCGGGACAGGAGAUAAAUUUGAAUAAAUCUGACAUGUUUUAUAGCCGAAACAUUAGUAACGCGGCCAAGGAGGAUCUUGCUAGCAUUAUGGGAGCCUGUCGUAUGUUAGGUACGGGAAAGUAUUUAGGGUUGCCCUUUAUGAUUGGUAGAAGAAGGGAAAUUAUGAUAAAAUCAGUGCUCCAAGCCAUUUCGCCCUACAUUAUGAGCCUUUUUAUUAUCCCAUAUGGGGUUUGUAAUGAUAUUGAGAAGAUGCUUAAUUCCUUUUGGUGGGGAGAAGGUAGUAAUAAUAGGGGAAUCCAUUGGAUGGCAUGGGAUAAAUUGACUUGCUCUAAGAAGGAAGGUGGAUUGGGAUUUAGAGACUUUAAAGCUUUUAACAUGCCCAUGGUUGCUAAACAAGCUAACCUUGGUUAUAAUCGUAAUUUUGUGUGGAGAAGUAUUUGGAAUGCAAAUUAUGUUUUAUCUUUAGGGUGCAAGUGGAGCAUUGGGGAUGGUAGUCACGUCAAGGUUAUUAAUGAGCCUUGGAUCAAGGGUAAGAAGGAAGGGUGUCUGAGUGGUCCCCAAAAACAAGAUGCUGGAGAAAUCUUGCAGGUGCCUCUUUUGGAGGAGGUCAAGAAGGAUAUGAUGAUCUGGAAGGCAGAACAAAAUGGAUCCUACAUUGUGCGUUCUGGUUACAGGUUGUGGAAAAGCUUAUGGGUGCGACAGGAGAAUGGGGGAAUGAACGAGGAUUGGAAUAGUCUUUAG